This is a messenger RNA of Dendrobium catenatum, 1569 nucleotides long. Its product is annotated as probable flavin-containing monooxygenase 1. NCBI's taxonomy places the organism in Eukaryota, Viridiplantae, Streptophyta, Magnoliopsida, Asparagales, Orchidaceae. The record is from RefSeq and is a predicted model, not a curated record. The transcript is spliced from 5 exons. Gene Ontology annotation, molecular function: flavin adenine dinucleotide binding; NADP binding; N,N-dimethylaniline monooxygenase activity. The coding region runs from base 1 to 1569 and encodes 522 amino acids.
AUGGUACAAAAGAAGAGAAUCUGCAUUAUUGGCGCUGGCAUAAGCGGCUUGGCAACAUGCAAACAUUUGGUGGAGAAAGGAUUCCGACCGGUGGUCUUCGAAGCUGAUCAAACUAUCGGUGGUGUAUGGAAAAGCACACUGGCGUCGACACGCCUACAAACAUCAAAAUGGGAUUAUCAAUUCUCUGACUUCCCGUGGCCGGAGAAGGUAGUGGAGAUAUGUCCUGAUAAUAUCCAGGUCAUGGCAUAUUUAGAAUCUUAUGCUCAACAAUUCAAGCUUAUAAAACAUGUGAGGUUUGGAGAAAAGGUGAUGGGGAUAGAGUAUGUUGGUGUGGGAGAGGAGGAUAUUGAGGCAUGGGAUUUGUGGGGCGGUUCCGGCGAGGCAUUUGGUGGUAGUCAGCGAGGGGUGUGGCAUAUCAAGGUGGAGAGUGUGAAAGAUGGAACUAUAGAGAUUCAUGUCAUGGAUUUUGUUAUCCUUUGUAUUGGAAGAUUUAGCGGACUUCCAAAUAUCCCAACAUUUUCCGAAGAGAAAGGUCCUGAGGUCUUUGAUGGCAAAGUGAUUCAUUCAAUGGAUUAUAGUAAUAUGGAUAGCUCAACGGCUGCUCAAUUGAUCAAAGGGAAACGAGUCACCGUUGUUGGAUUUCUUAAAUCAGCAUUAGAUUUCGCUGUAGAAUGUUCUAAUGUUAAUGGAUCAAAGUAUCCAUGUACGAUGAUAAUUCGAACAAAGCGAUGGAACAUACCAAGCUUUGAGGUUUGGGGUUUUCCUCUCAAGUACUUAUUCUUCAAUCGUUUUGCUGAGCUGCUCUUUCACAAGCCUGGGGAAGGACUCAUCCUCAGUCUGCUAGCCUUCUUGCUUUCACCUUUGGUGUGGACUUUCUCGAAAAUUGCUGAGAGUUAUUUUUUGAAAAUAAUUCCAAUGAAAAAGCAUGGAAUGGUGCCUGAGCACAGUUUCUUUCAGGCAAUUUCCUCUUGUCUUUUAUGCGUAUUACCUGAUAAUUUCUACAAUAAAGUGGAAGAAGGAAGCAUUGUGCUUAAGCCUUCUAAGACAUUCAGCUUUUGCAAACAUGGCGUCGAAGUUGAAGGGGAAAGACAAUCAAUUGAUUCAGACUUGGUGAUCUUUGCUACUGGAUUCAAAGGUGAUCAGAAGCUUAGAAACAUAUUUGUGUCUUCAAAGUUUCAAGAGAUUGUCGCAGGAAGAAAAGAUAAUGUAGUUCCUCUCUAUAGGGAAUGUAUACAUCCACAGAUACCACAAAUGGCAAUCAUUGGCUUUGCUGAGAGUAUUUCAAACCUGUAUACAUCAGAGAUAAGAGCGAGGUGGCUAUCACACUUCCUCCAUGGAAAGUUCAAGCUGCCAAGCAAAAGAUCCAUGGAGAAGAAUGUGAUGGAGUGGGAGAAGCAUGUGAAGAAAUAUUCAGGAAGCAGAUAUAGAGGAUCUUGUAUCUCUACUCUUCAUAUUUGGAAUAAUGAUCAGUUGUGUAAAGAUAUGGGCUGCAAUCCAAGGAGGAAGAAAGGCUUUCUUAAAGACUGGUUUUUACCUUACUCUCCUGCAGAUUAUGCUGAGCUUGAUUGA